GCUGGCGUGAGCAAUACCGAGAUUGUUAGCAAUCUGUACCUUAGCGUUUUAUCAAGAUUUGCUUCUUAGAGUCAAUAUGUGAAAAAGCAAUGGUGUCUACUUCCCGAAAAAUCCCAGUCUUCUUGGUGACGGGCCAGACCGGCAGCGGGAAGUCUGCGCUGAUUGCACAUUUGAUACGUGCUUUGCCAAAGCAGACAAAGGCGCUGCUCAUCCGUCAUCGCCAUGCGAAGAGCGCUAUGCUGGAGUCCUUCCCGGCACCUGAGGAGUACACCGCGGCAACUACACAAACUACAGAGCUGCAGGAAACAAACGUGCUGUAUCACGUGGCACACUUUUCCGAGGUGUACGACUUUGGCUCUGGUUGCGCGUGCUGCGCACCCGAUGGCGACCUUAUGCGACAAUUGUCGGAGGUUGCUGGAGAGUUCAGCAGAUCUGAACUUGCGUCAAAUAAUCAUGCAGAAUUGGACCACUUUGUUCUGUUCAUGGAAACCACCGGAUUAGCGGAUCCAAAGCCGUUUUUGCGGGUGUUCUGCAGUGAGCACGUAAUAACGUCGCACUUCGAACUCUGGGGCGUCCUCUGCGUGGUGGACGCGCUGCGGUGGCAACAGACUCUGAAAAAGGAAAGCAGGACCACGGUUCUUGAUGAUACCCCAGCAAAGAAGAUGAUGAAUUUUGACGUUCCUUGUGACUCUUCCACCUCGCCCUCCGAUUCUUCAUCGCUGCCAGCACGCGGUAUGGAUCAGCUAGCGGUUGCGGACUUGGUCAUUGUGAAUCACUUUGAACAGAAAGGCACCACCUCCGCCUUCAGCGACUUGUUACAAUGGUUUGCGAACAAAUGCAAGAGCGCGAAGUUCAGCAGAAACGGAGAUGAAGUAGAUCAGGGUCGCGUUGUGAAAUGGGCUGCCAAGACGAGGUUGACCGUAGAUGUAUCGGAUUUGGAAGCCUUCCUUGAAAAUAGCGGUUCGUGUGAUGAAGUAGUAGAUUCAAACGCCAAAGAUAACGAAGAUGCAGGACGACGAGCACACUUUGCACCCGCGGAUGACAACAAUCCGUCCGUCUUGCACCUUCGGAAUUGGAGAGCCGCCAACAACAGGAGCACGGUGUCGUCUGGUGCAUGUAAGGACUGCGGGUUAUUCCACUGCGCAGACGUAAAAUGUUUUUCCAGCCAGCUCUUUUCUGGUUCCAUUUUCACGCCGCAACUGUUCAAAAUCAAUAGGGCCGAGCACGACCGCACAUUCCAGACCGGUUGCGUUUUUGGCGACGACUCCACAGUUUUAGACUUUGACAGACACGUUGCAUUGUUACUAGCGCUACUUAGCGAGGGAGACCUGUUCCGCGUGCAGGGCUGGUUGUCGUUUUUAGUGGACGACAGUGAAUCUGCAUCUGCGGCAGGUUUUGGCGCUACUUCCGCGCUAAAGAAUGGACAUGAACCGGAAAUGACACUUACAUCGACAAAGUUGCUCCCUUUGCUUCUACCCGCAACUGUCUUCGUGGAUGCUGUUGGUCCCUAUCCCGGCAGGCUCGAAAUGGCACCGCUGGUGGAGUUGCACGCUGGAAAAAGUAGGGGACUUCAUGGCGGUGCAUGGGAGAGUGCUAGCGAAACACAGAUGGUUUGUACAAACACAAAGUUAUUCUUUUGUGGACGAAGCAGCGGGAGCGAGGAGGAUCUAGAGCGAGAGAUUAAGGCUUGCCUGGCACACAGAUCCACUUUUCCCGAGAAGCAUCUUAACUGGCAAUCAAUGCUUUCAAAGUAAAAAACAUUUUUAAAGAAGAUGCGCCUCUUUCAAAGCAAAUAUAAGAAAGGUGGUCUAAAGAGAUGCGCGCUGUUUUCAGCUCGUUCGCGCCACCGAAGAAGCAACUGCACGACGACAGCCCAGAAGCGAAGGAUUCGAAAUGGAUAUUCCACGGUUUACGUGCAAUUUUUGCGAAUGAAAUCGAGACGAUUUUGCGUCCACUUGUGGCAUCGCAUCUAGAAGAAACGAUAUCGCGGACUCGCAACGACAUUGGAGAAGCUAGGACGACGCUGGGAUUCACGUCGGACCUGGGUCGGGCAAAAGACACGGCUGCUAAGGCUGCGACUGCGCUUCAGAAAACAGUGGCUGCGGAGUUUGCUGAGGCCUGUGGCACGAAGCCGAUUAGGGUACUCUUGCGUCAGAGCAGCACAACAAGGACUGAUCUCAUUUACAACGCUGAGCAGGAUUGUCUCCGAGUAGUGCAAGUCUUCGAAGUGCGAAGGAAUAAGGGAUCUCAUCCUCUUCCAAAUCAUCUAGUUGAUACCACUUCCAAAGAACAAUUAUCGUAUCCUAAACAGUGUGUGGAAAAGGAAACAUCAGCGCACGAAAGAAUGAGAAAACUGAGCGAGAUCGAGCGAGAACUCAUAUUGAAUAAGCAUUGGUUGGUAAGAGGGAGUGGCCUGUGGCUACAUGUCCCUGUUGAAGAAACGAGGUUUUAAGAAUCUACUUCACACUUAGAGGCUAGAACUGCACCUUAGAUCUGAGCGCUAGCCUGUGUUCUCCG
Messenger RNA from Amoebophrya sp. A25, 2517 nucleotides. Lineage: Eukaryota; Dinophyceae; Syndiniales; Amoebophryaceae. The record is from the annotation of a GenBank genome assembly.